AUGCCCAGCGUCAAACGAUCCGCCUCGGAAGACUCGCUCGAACCUCAUACUCCCCCACCUUCCUCCCCUACCCACCCCACGCCUGCCGUCAAAGGCGAAGGCGAAUGGACUCCAGAGAAGAAGGAAGCGAUCGCACAGGAAAUUAUCCUCGCCGGUAUCAAGGCAAUCGAUACUACCGCGGUGGCAGCCAAAUACGACCUCACCCGGACUCAAUUGGCCAACGCUUUAACUCCAGGCCGUUCCAAUCUACGGCUCAAGCUCAUCAAAGCCGCUCGCGACUGUUAG
Molecule: messenger RNA, 285 nt
Organism: Kockovaella imperatae
Lineage: Eukaryota; Fungi; Basidiomycota; Tremellomycetes; Tremellales; Cuniculitremaceae
Exons: 4
Coding region: 1-285 (94 amino acids)
Source: RefSeq, a predicted model, not a curated record